ACGGCGGCGCGACACAACGCGGCGGGCGGGCCGCCACUCGCGAUAACUCGCGUCGGCGGAAAAGGCGGGAGAAGACCGCCGCUUCCGCGCACAGACACGGCGCCGGGGCAAAAUGGACGAUAAGUUAAUAUUGGCCGUAUUUAACUACCCGGAGCUGUACAAUGUCACUUUGCCGAAUUACCGCUGCACGGAAAGUCGGGUGAACGCGUGGAGGAGCAUCAGCGUCACCCUGGGUCUCCCGUCCGAGGAGUGUAAAAGAAAAUGGAAGAACAUGAGAGACCGAUAUUUGAAGGAAGUCCGAAUGGAGAUCAAAAGCAAGAAGCAAGGCGAGCUGAUACAAAGCAGAUGGAAGUACAGACAGCUCAUGAAUUUCAUCGCACCCUUCACCGGAUCGAGGAGCGGACUCGCAGAAGUCUGCGGCAGCGACGACGACCAUGACCACCCGGACAACGAACACGGCAGCGCCGAGGGGGAGACGGCGCCGUCCGAAGCGGUCAAGGCGCCGCAGUCCGUCACCAAGGCGAGUCAGCCCGACCUCAAGCCCCAGGUAGCCUACAUGACGCAGAUCCACAACAUGUCUCAGGACGCGCUGAUGUCCCAGCUGGGCGUCCUGGCGAAGAGGCCCGCGAGGCCGUCCAGCCCGCAGAUCGCGGCCGUCAGCACAACGGGGCGGAAGCGGCGCCCGGCGCAGGAGCCGCUCUCGCCGCCGUCUUCUCAGAGCGCCCCGUCGCCCAACAAGUGGGUGGUCAAAGACAAUGGCGCCUCGUUUCCCAACCGGCCGCGGGACGAGGACGAACUGUUCCUGCUGAGCUUUGUCCCCGCGCUGAAGCGACUGGCGCCGCAGAAAAGGUGCGAGACCAAAAUAAAGAUCCAGCAGAUCAUGUACGAAGCGGAGUUCAACGUGGCGCAGGCGGCAUCGCAGGGGAAGCAGACGGAGGACUAAGCGAGACGGACUACUUUUAUACUUUAUCAGAAACUUUCUCAACGAUGAUCCAAAUAUAUAUUUUUUUCUUUCGUUUUUUUUAUGGCACACCGUGGUUGAGUGUGAAGUGCAUUACCUAAAGUGAAGAAUAACUAAACAUGUGACCAAUGAGCAAGUUUGUUGUGUCCAGAUUGACACAUUUAGAUGAGUGCAAUCAACCUAACAAACCCGGCCAUUAAAAAGGACAAUAGACAGACUAUGAUUAAUAUCUUUAAUUACAGAGCUUUGUCAAUAAAGUGGAUUCCUAUUUAGAAAAGUC
Molecule: messenger RNA, 1241 nt
Organism: Gasterosteus aculeatus aculeatus (three-spined stickleback)
Lineage: Eukaryota; Metazoa; Chordata; Actinopteri; Perciformes; Gasterosteidae
Biological process (GO): regulation of transcription by RNA polymerase II
Cellular component (GO): transcription regulator complex; nucleus
Molecular function (GO): DNA binding
Source: RefSeq, a predicted model, not a curated record